Tremella mesenterica DSM 1558 is the source of this 744-nucleotide messenger RNA. RefSeq lists its product as uncharacterized. The transcript has a single exon. Gene Ontology annotation, cellular component: nucleus. Lineage: Eukaryota; Fungi; Basidiomycota; Tremellomycetes; Tremellales; Tremellaceae. The record is from RefSeq and is a predicted model, not a curated record. Gene Ontology annotation, molecular function: DNA binding. The coding region runs from base 1 to 744 and encodes 247 amino acids.
AUGGAUGAGUCCGGAUAUGGUAUAGGUACCUCAGCAACCACUAGAGUACUUGCAGUAGGGGGAACAGGAGGGAGACGAGCGGAGAAGGGGAUUACUGGUCGCCAGGAGUGGGUGAGGACUAUUGAAUGUGUAGCUGCGGAUGGACAAGCCCUACCCCGUCUUGUUAUCUUCAAAGGCAAGAAUCUUUCCACCUCAUAUCUACCGACCGUUCACCCCGAGGUCACCACCGACUGGCACUGGUGUACCAGUGAUAUUGGAUGGUCCAAUGACACACUUGCCUUAGAGUGGCUCAAGAACAUCUUUCUCCCUUUCACAGAAACCUCAUCUUCGACCAAUAUCGCAACCACAGUACCUUCUACUUCAACCUCACCUCCCAUAUCUCAAGAUCGCCGUCUCCUUAUUGUGAACGGUCAUGGAAGUCACGUCCAGUCCACUUUCAUUGCUCUUUGUAUAGAAAAUGCCAUUGAUCUUGUCAUUCUUCCUUCACAUUCCUCUCACAAAACUCAGCCUCUCAAUGUGGCCGUCUUCACGCCCAUGAAGCUUGCAAUGGCCGAUGAUGCAGACAAGUGGGCUUCAAGCACUCCGGAUAGGAUUUCUAAAGGAGAAUGGACAAACUCUUUUGUUCAGGCCAGUAUCAAAGCGAUGACCCCUUCAAAUAUUCGAGCGGGAUGGCGAGGUUCCGGUCUGUGGCCGUUUAGGGCAUCUCUGUCACGAGACCAACUAACCAGCAUUGGGACGAUAUAA